GCACUUGAGCUGAAAGUGCUAGAAAAAAAAAAAACCUGAGGGGGUCUUAUAGGCUACUCGGUGGGGGGGCUACUACCGGAAAGGACUGCAGGAUGGCCAACCCCGCGUGCGUCAAUAAACAACAUCCAGCUCGUGAGCACUGAGCUGCGGAGCGCGAGCGCAGUCUCCAACUUGAGGCGCUGCCCGUGGUGCUGAAUCCCCGGGACCGACGAGCCCCGUGAGCGUCAUCUUUUCCCACGACCUCUUCAUACCUGAGCUCUCGUGUGAACCCGGGGAUGAUGGGAAGUCACCCGUUUCAGCCAGUCUGCGCGAGGACACGGUCGGAGGACUUGUGGAUUUAAAGCCCUGAAUUGAAGCAUCAGUCUCGGCUCGACAAGAUGUUUCUGAAGACAUCAUUUGUUACGUUCUUUUAACUGGUUCAGCCAGUAAGCGUUCAUUCAUCCAUCCGCUCAUUCAUGAAAGGAGAUCUAACAUGUUGUAAAAAACAAAAAUGAACUGCUGUGAUUUAGUUGCCCUUCAAGCGUUAUAGGAUAUCUGCGUUUUAAUCCGAGAAGAGCAACGAUACCCACCGAGACAUGGCUCGUCUGCUUGUUCUGGUCAACUCCGUGGUCCUGUUGCUUUUUGGCAGCGACAUGUUCUUGGUAGGAGCAAACCGGCCACCAGCUCCUGUCAAUGUGUCCGUCAUGCACCUGCGGGCUGACUCGGCAACUGUAUCCUGGGAGGUUCCGGAGGGAGACAUAAUAAUUGGCUUCUCUAUCUCUCAACAGAGGCAGGAAGGACACACGCAGAGAUUCAUUCGGGAAGUCAACACCACCAGCCGUUCUUGUGUUCUUUGGGACCUGGAGGAGGAGACUGACUACAUCAUUCAGGUCCAGUCGAUUGGCCUCUAUGGGGAAAGCCAAGCCAGCAAGAAGGUCCAUUUUCGCACCCUCAAGAAGUCAGACCGCUUCCCCUCCAACAGCUCCAAUCAAGAUGACCCCACUGUGCAAGGCCUAGACAAGUCCCGGCAUCUACAAACAGGAGAGAUGAUCAUUAUCGUGGUGGUCUUGGUCAUGUGGGCAGCUGUUAUUGCCCUGUUCUGCCGGCAGUAUGACAUCAUCAAGGACAACGACUCCAGCAACAAUAAGGAGAAGGCCAAGCCAUCGUCCGAAAGGAGCACGCCGGAGCACCACAGCGGAGGGCUGCUGAGGAGCAAGUCCUCAUUAGGUGGUCGGGUGUUGAUGUGGGGUUUCUGUCACCGAAGUUCUGACGAGGACUUCACCAACUCUCUCUCUAGUAUCAGUCAAUAACACACUUGGUUCUGUUCGCAGUAAGAAAAAGCCCUUAAGUUUCAUCCCUCCGUGCCGUCUAUCAACAUCAUUGAAGUCUGAGAAGAAGAAUGAGGCCCGAGUUAAAAUACUCUUUCUCUUCCACCAUCAAUGCAUUUUCGACCUUGCUCACUGAUGAGGAUAAAAAGCUUAAAAAACGUCUAGUGGGUCAUCAUCAGCGAAUAAGGUCGGCCAUGGCUGUCUUGCAAAAGACACACAUGCAUGCAGACAGUAUUCGUAGGAAAACACUAAAACUACAGAUACACACUCCCUACCACACACACACACACACACACACACACACACACACACACACACACACACACACACACACACACACACACACACACUGUACACUACAUUAGCUAACAGAAACCUACUCCUGCAGGUUAAUAGAACAUGAAUUAAUGUUAACCCAUGGUGCAGUUAACAUUGAUGUCUUUGCCAGGUGGUAUGUUAUUGCAAUACAAGUCACAUAAUGCAACGUAUCAUCUCUGGGAGGCCUGUCUUCGUGACUUUAAAUACGCAGUGUAUUUUUGAUAUCGGCAUGCGCGAUUAGACACCACUUUCACCUGUUAUAGGCUACUCAGCUCUAAAUAAAUCUACAUUUCUCCACUGCAAAUAGUGUUAAUAUAUUGUCUGAUCACAAAUGUAUAUUAGUGCUGCGGGCAGGUUGUUAAAAAUGAGAGAAAGUAAAUACAUGUCUAAAAUCCAUUUCACUACAACAACAUGUCUUAAUUUUUUCUAAUUACUGAAACAAACAUUUUCAGGACAACAUUGUAUUUUUUCAUAUUUCAUACAUGACAAACAUUAUGUCCGUACAUAUUUCAUUCAUUUACUAAAUGAAGUUGCAUGCAGGUCAUUUGCCUGUAGAAUAGCAUUUGAUGUGCAUUCUAAAUUAGAUGCUAAACUGGAGAAAUAAACAUGAUUGCAGUACUAUGAAGCUGUUAAUGUUUUCUUCUAUUUUACGAGCUUUUAGAACAGGACCUAUAUCAUCCAGUAAGUAGCUGAUCUUGUACAUUUCCUGACAAUUGUACUUCCUGAAGUGUAAAAUAAACCUUUUGAAUGUCCCAUUA
This is a messenger RNA of Dicentrarchus labrax (European seabass), 2383 nucleotides long. It is a transcript of the gene fndc4a, whose product is annotated as fibronectin type III domain containing 4a. Bases 576 to 1289 code for a protein of 237 amino acids. Lineage: Eukaryota; Metazoa; Chordata; Actinopteri; Moronidae. The record is from RefSeq and is a predicted model, not a curated record. Gene Ontology annotation, molecular function: protein binding. The transcript is spliced from 7 exons.